Aedes albopictus (Asian tiger mosquito) is the source of this 580-nucleotide messenger RNA. RefSeq names its product zinc finger HIT domain-containing protein 3. Gene Ontology annotation, biological process: snoRNA localization; maturation of LSU-rRNA from tricistronic rRNA transcript (SSU-rRNA, 5.8S rRNA, LSU-rRNA); box C/D snoRNP assembly. Gene Ontology annotation, cellular component: pre-snoRNP complex; nucleus. The record is from RefSeq and is a predicted model, not a curated record. NCBI's taxonomy places the organism in Eukaryota, Metazoa, Arthropoda, Insecta, Diptera, Culicidae. Gene Ontology annotation, molecular function: protein binding. Bases 88 to 492 code for a protein of 134 amino acids. The transcript is spliced from 3 exons.
AAAGCUUAAAUCCGGCGUGGUUGGAAAAAGAAAUCUUUAAAUUUGAUUCACGAUAUAUCUGCGAGCUGGCAGCAUUUGGCAGUAAAUAUGGUGCCUAUUUGUGGUGUUUGUGAUACAAAUGAGAAAAAGUAUAAGUGCAAAACUUGUGAAAUUCCAUACUGCUCGCUACAAUGCUAUAAAAAGCACCAGGAGACUCCAUGCGCGCCGAUUCGUGACCAAUCAACAAGCGAUCAUCACAAACCUUCGAAGGAGCCGCUCUUUGCUACCGUAGACACAGUUGACCCGGAAAAACUAGAACAACUAAGGCAUUCGGAAUCGCUUAAAGACCUUCUGUACAACCCUCACUUGCGGAAACUGCUCCAAGAGAUCGACAGCGCCCAAAACGGGAUGAAGGCCGUCCGAGUGGGUAUGAUGGAACCGCUGUUUGUCGAGUUCGCUGACGAGUGCAUGAAAGUGGUGAAACCAGACGCCGAAAUGAAUGACAAAACGUGAUAUUUUAAAAGACUCACCAUCGCAAAAUUUUCUUUAUUAUUUAGCUAAAUAAAACUUUGUACAAAUAUGUAACAAUACGAAACAAAUA